UUAGUGAAGGAGGACACAUACUACUCUUUGCAGGCUGUGUUUGGAGUUUGUUCAUGGCGAAAGCAGCAUCCUGUUCGACUGGAUGAUCUCCUGAUGGAACCUCCUUCGUAUGAGGAGGCUAAUCUCCACGCCCCUGCUGUGGGCACACGUGCAUUUGACACCCUUCCUCCCCCCCCCUAUGACACCUCCAUCCCAGUACCCACAACACCUCCUCCCACCUACGGAGAAGCAGUUACAGUCCAGCCAGAUCCUUUUCCUGUCCUGACUCCACCCAGGGUGCCAACGGAUGUGACGUCCCCUUCACAAAACAAUGGAAUGGUCCAUCCAGUUACACAAAUUGGAACAACACCGUCUGUCAGUGUCAUACGAACUCAGCCAGUAGCAGCGACCCAGCCGCUGCCUGUUGCAGUCGCACCAAUGUAUCUGACAGACUCCCCUGGUUUGGUCCGCUGCCCACACUGCAACCACGUUGUCACCUCUGAUGUCAAAUACCUGCCUGGGAAGGCAGCCUGGUGCAUGUGUUUUCUUCUCGCAGCGAUGGGGUUGAUCUGUGGUUUCUGUCUGAUUCCUUUCGCGGUACGUGGCCUACAAGAUGCACAUCAUUCCUGCCCAAACUGUAGAAACCAUCUGCACGUUUACACAAGAUGACACUGUCGGGAUUAAUAUGGCUCCAGUUCUCCUCAGUCCAACUCUCAUAACACUCAUAACAUAUCUUCGUCACAAUAUGGAUAAAUAAACUGUGUGUCAUUAUCUAACAAUGACAGCCAGCCCAGUCACCAAGUUGAAAUGUUGACAGCUAACAUUUCCACAAAUCCACGCAUAUGUUCACAUUUGUAGGGGUCAUACGCUACAUGUCACUAAAUGUUUACAUUUGUAAGUGUGAAACCACCAGACGUCCUUCAGGAGACUGUGGAACAAUUCCUAGAAGUGUUUGUGGCAACAAAAAAAUAGCAAGACAAGAUUUUUGCACUUUUAACCUUUUUUAAAAAUGUAUUACAGGGGUUUUAAUUAAAAAUGAAUCAGGGAGAGAAUGCCAGAUACUUCUGUACAUGUGCAUACAGCACCAUAUAGGAUGUGUUAAGUUAUCAGUUCAGACAGAAGACUAAACAAUGGACGUUUGUGAGAACAAGAUGAUGUCCAGGACAUGGUUCUAUUUGUUUUUUCAUCCAUGUUUGUGAUAUUUUCGGCAUUUAAAUACUAAAGGAACACAAUCCUCAUUAUUAUUCUUUUUGUAAUAGUGAUACAGCCAACACUCAUGUUUACUUUAAUGAUGAAGGGGAAAACUUGUCCAGGCUUGAAUGCCAGAUUUUACUGCCUUUGUCAAAGCAAACAAAGCCUGCUGGAAAACACACUGACUGGACAAGCUGUAAUUUGUAUUAUUUUCAAUAUCCGAGUUAAAUCCACACAGAUGUCUUUAAUCAUUUUGAUGUAUGAGACCUUUUCUGAGGACUGUGUGGUUGUGUACAGACUGCUCUCCCUCACUGUCCAGUUAGCUGUGUUUCAUCUGUAGGUUAUUCACCUGAGUACAUGAGCACCGUGUGGGUUUGCAGGGCGAUUAACAAAAACCUCAGCAAAAGUGUUUACACAAGUUGGAUUUACCUACAUUGGAGACAAACUAGCUCAUAAUCUGAAUUAUCAUCAAUUGAAAAAACACACAGUUGUGUCUCACAAUCUGUGAUUCUGACUAUUUAAACGUGCCGCCUCAAAUGUUUCUUGUAUACUAUGAAUUACAAUGAUGCAUAUUUUAUAGCAAAACGUUAUAGCAAAAAAGACAGUUACUAAGAAGUUGCCAACUUCUUUAUACGUUGUAUCUAGUUUCAAAUCUUUAAUACUUCAUUUUCUAUUAUUUUCUGGACUAUUCCACCAGAAGCCUUUGUAGACAGAUGAAAGCAGAUACCAAGUGUAUACAGUGUAUAGCUCCUUUUGAUUUAGCUGAACUGACUGGAUUCGUGUAAAUAUCGAUGUAUGGUAUUGAUUUUCUCAUUUACCCCUCCUCAAGAAAGCAAAUGUGUGUAUGCAUUUCUCGAAAUGCUGAAGUAGUUAUAUACUAUACUGUGAUGCAGACCUGCUGUGAAUACCAUGUAGAUAAUAGGGUGGAGGUUGUUGUUGACGGAUAUGUGCAGUGCCUAUGGACUUCCACACAAUGACUGACUAAUGACACUUGCUUUACCUGUCGUUGUUGUGACCACUCUCUGCAAAGUUGACCUCAACUUACUUUGUUUUAAUCAAAAUGUUGUCAUAUCAUUAUUUAUCAUUCUAUCAUGUUGAUAGGGAAAUAAAAUGGUCUUUGCAAAAACUGUGAAGCGCCUUAUUUUUUUCAUUUAAUUCUGUGCAAGGGGCUGAUUUGCAUAAGAACACGCAUAUGUUGAGUGUUUGGUCAGUGUGUGUGUGUGUGUGUGUGCUUUUGUGCUUGCAUUUUGACCUUGUUGAGGCUAACUGUGUUAGGCAAAGGGCAUUAAGAUAUUAGAGAUUUACUUGAUAUGACCAGCAGCCAAUAGCAGAUUUACAGCACCGCUCAAUAGAAAGUUAAUCAGCUACAGACUGCUGGGCCUCGUUGGCAGAUAACAAAAGCAUUCACAACUUCAAGCUCAGCACUGAUACACACACGCGCAUACACACACACACACACACAUAUAUAUAUAAACCAGCCCUUUCUCUCAACACU
Acanthopagrus latus (yellowfin seabream) is the source of this 2665-nucleotide messenger RNA. Its product is annotated as lipopolysaccharide-induced tumor necrosis factor-alpha factor homolog. The record is from RefSeq and is a predicted model, not a curated record. Lineage: Eukaryota; Metazoa; Chordata; Actinopteri; Spariformes; Sparidae. The transcript is spliced from 5 exons. Gene Ontology annotation, molecular function: zinc ion binding. The coding region runs from base 94 to 648 and encodes 184 amino acids.